AUGAUGUCUGAAACCAAGAAUAUCCUCAUCUUCGGGGCGACAGGCCUCAUAGGCACUCACAUCACAAAGGCCAUUCUAGACCACCAGAGCCGAUGGUCGAGUGUUGCGGUAUUCACAUCUCCCAAUACCGUGCAGACGAAAGCAGACGAAAUAGCACAUCUCAAAGCUCAACGCGUAAAGAUAAUCGAAGGCGACCUCACAUCCGAAUCCGAUGUCAACAAUGCCUACAAAGGCAUCGACACGGUGGUUUCAUGUGUCGGCAGGCCGGUGAUCGACAAACAACUACUUCUCAUCCAACUGGCGGACAAGCACCCGGACGUCCAGCGAUUUUUCCCAUCUGAAUAUGGCACAGACAUCGAGUACUGGCCCUCUUCUGCAAAUGAGAAACCACAUCAGCUCAAGCUCAAGGUCCGAGCGCUGCUCAAAACCAUUCAGAACUUGGAGUAUACGUACGUUGUGACGGGUCCAUACGGAGAUGCUGACGGUGGUCUAUAUCUCUCUGCGAAGAGUCCUGAGAGGGAGGAAGAGGGAACGUUUGAUGUGAAGCGCAAAAGAGCCGUUCUGCUUGGCGAUGGCAGGGGCAAGAUCUCCCUCUCUACAAUGAGAGACGUCGGCAAAAUGGUGGUCGCUGCUUUGCUUCAUCCAGAGGUUUCCAAGAACAAAGCACUGCAUGUCAACUCUUUCACCACGACUCCAAUUGAGCUGGCUGAGGAGUUCCAGAAGCAGACAGGCGAGAAGUGGGAUGUGGCCUACACGAGUCUUGAUCGAUUGAAGCAGCUUGAACAGCAGACCGGUGGCCCGUUGACGCUGCGCAGGAUUUGGACAGAGGGUGGCACACUUUACGAUGAAAGGGACAACGAGCUCAUCGGCUUGAAGGAAGGCGAUGUUGACUCUCUCCAGACUGCUGUGGCACUCGCCAUAAGUGUUCAAGCGAAGCUGUAG
Zymoseptoria tritici IPO323 is the source of this 942-nucleotide messenger RNA. RefSeq lists its product as uncharacterized. NCBI's taxonomy places the organism in Eukaryota, Fungi, Ascomycota, Dothideomycetes, Mycosphaerellales, Mycosphaerellaceae. The transcript has 2 exons. Bases 1 to 942 code for a protein of 313 amino acids. Gene Ontology annotation, molecular function: oxidoreductase activity. The record is from RefSeq and is a predicted model, not a curated record.